Messenger RNA from Cydia splendana, 900 nucleotides. RefSeq names its product ribosomal RNA processing protein 36 homolog. NCBI's taxonomy places the organism in Eukaryota, Metazoa, Arthropoda, Insecta, Lepidoptera, Tortricidae. The record is from RefSeq and is a predicted model, not a curated record. The transcript has 4 exons. Bases 98 to 835 code for a protein of 245 amino acids. Gene Ontology annotation, biological process: maturation of SSU-rRNA from tricistronic rRNA transcript (SSU-rRNA, 5.8S rRNA, LSU-rRNA). Gene Ontology annotation, cellular component: nucleolus; 90S preribosome.
CCUCAAAACAAAAUAAUGAAAUUGAACAUGUUACGUUUGUUUUGAUUCAGAGUUAUUUUAUUCAGUUGAUUUUAUUGUCGAAUUUCAAUUCGUAGAAAUGAGUAGCAGCGAGAGCGAAGAUAAUUAUGAUAACUCCGAGAAAACUGAAGAUCUCGACGGCGGGGAACGAACUGCUAUUAGGUCCGAGUUAUCGACUUUAUCAUUCGAGGAACUACAAAAGUUAAAGGAAAAAAUUGGAGCCAAAGUGUACAAGGAAGCCAUAUUUGGAAAAAAUGAUGGCAAGAUUGAAUCCGUAAAACCGAAGGUGUUUAAAAGGGAAAAUAAAAACAGACCGAGAGAAAUGAGCUCCAAAAAGCCUGUGUCGAUGAUGAUUGACGUGCCAAAAGUGAGGAAAAAGGAAAUUCGUGAUCCCAGAUUCGAUUCUCUCUGUGGAGAAUUCAACAAGAAGCAGUUUGCCGAUGACUACAAUUUCCUAACAGAAAUGCGCAUGAAUGACAUCAAUGCCACCAGGGCCGAGUUACGGCAGACCACAGACCCAGAGAAGGCCCUGAAGCUGCGCCGUCUCCUGCAGAGGCUGAACGAGCAGCACAAGGCCAGCAGAAUGAAGAAGACGGAGAGAAUGGAGAUGGAGAAACAGAAGAAACAGGCUGAAAAAGAAGUUAGCGAAGGAAAACAGCCUUACUAUAAAAAUAAAUCUGAAAAACGCGUCGAAGCCCUAGUGUCCCAAUUCGAGGAGCUCCGCAAAGAGGGCGCCAACCGCGUCCAGAGACACAUCAAGCGACGCCAGCAGAAGGUCAAGCGGCGCUCACACAAGGCCCCGACCGGCGUCAGCUGAUUCCCUAUCAUUGCCACAUUGUCCACUAUCUUGUACAGAUAUAAAUAAACAUACCCUUCUAAGUC